Molecule: messenger RNA, 1905 nt
Organism: Lepisosteus oculatus (spotted gar)
Lineage: Eukaryota; Metazoa; Chordata; Actinopteri; Semionotiformes; Lepisosteidae
Gene: phb1
Product: prohibitin
Biological process (GO): mitochondrion organization
Cellular component (GO): mitochondrion; membrane
Source: RefSeq, a predicted model, not a curated record
GCUGGCCAAUCAGGAAAGGGAAUGUUAGGAAGCCGUCGAGGCUUGCGCACUGGGCUACCUGGUUCACGCGUUUUGCUGUGGAGGUCAUAUGUUGUGCCUAGGAAAAGGGCUCCUGAGAUACCAGCAUGGCGAGAGUGUUUGAAGCUAUCGGGAAGCUCGGCCUGGGACUGGCCAUCGCAGGGGGGGUGGUGAACUCCGCCCUAUAUAAUGUGGACGCUGGCCACAGGGCGGUCAUCUUCGACCGUUUCCGUGGCGUGCAGGACAUAGUGGUGGGAGAGGGCACCCACUUCCUCGUCCCGUGGGUUCAGAAGCCCAUCAUCUUCGACUGCCGGUCACGCCCCCGCAACGUGCCCGUCAUCACAGGCAGCAAAGACCUGCAGAACGUCAACAUCACCCUGAGAAUCCUCUUCAGGCCAGUGGCCAGCCAGCUGCCCCGCAUCUUCACCAGCAUCGGGGAGGACUACGACGAAAGGGUUCUGCCCUCCAUCACCACCGAGGUGCUCAAGUCCGUGGUGGCACGGUUCGAUGCUGGAGAGCUGAUCACGCAGCGAGAGAUGGUGUCGCGGCAGGUCAGCGAGGACCUUAUCGAGAGAGCCUCCACCUUCGGCCUGAUUCUGGACGACGUCUCACUGACGCACCUGACCUUUGGUAAGGAGUUCACAGAGGCUGUAGAGAUGAAGCAGGUGGCUCAGCAGGAGGCAGAACGGGCUCGCUUCGUCGUGGAAAAGGCGGAGCAGCAGAAGCAGGCGGCCAUCAUCUCCGCCGAGGGCGACUCCCAGGCUGCCCUGCUGAUCGCCAACUCCCUGUCCAUUGCCGGCGACGGGCUGGUCGAGCUCCGCAAGCUGGAGGCCGCCGAGGACAUCGCCUUCCAGCUGUCCCGCUCCCGAAACAUCACCUACCUGCCCUCCGGACAGGGCACCCUGCUGCAGCUGCCCCAGUGACCCCUGACCGGGGCAGGACUGUAGCCUGGUGCCCAGGGCCGAUCCCUCUGUGUGUGUACGUGCGUGUGACGACAAGAGCUGAAAGAGCCCAGAGACCCUCCAGGGACCGGUGACGUUAUUAUUUGAGCCCACCCCUGUAGAGAAAUUCAUUUCAAUCACAUUUCCCUGUGCAGGCUGUCGUUCCUGAAGUCAGUCACUUGUCAGCUUUGGGCAGCAGCCUCUGGUCUUGACUGGGAUUAAAUUUUGUUGAAGGUGAGACUGUGUCAUCUUGUUUGCACCCUGGUUCAGAUUGUCCGCUGGCGUUUCCUCAUGCCUAGCAACUUUCUGUGGUCCAGUGAAAUGUUUCAUUUUGGUAUCUCGGUCCGAGGUGACCACGAUCUCAUCCGUCUCGUUCCUCCAGUGCAGUACUUCAGUGCCGACAGUCUUUGUGAUUAUGCUUAUACAGACACUUACGUUCACUCCUGUUUUUAUCUAUCGAGUAGCUAAGGGUAUAUUUUGGAGGGGUCUGCAGAAUGGUCGACACCUCUGUCAGGUAGCGUCCAUAUUGAAUGAAGUUUUACCUCGGACUAGCCCCCUUUCCUACUAUUGUGUUGUUCAGCUUGUCCUUUCUUGAGUGUCAUCAGUGGGCUCUGCACACCCUUCUCUGGUAUCAAGCUGCAGUUUCGAUGCUCUGGGUGGUCCUGCCCAUUGCUGGCUGAUGAAUUAUUUACCUGAACUUCCUGAAUAUGAAUAUGUGCACCUGUGGUAAGGCCUCAUGAUCGCGAAAUGCGUUGAUCCCAGUCAAGCAUCAUCUUGUUCGUCACAAGCAGCUCUGUGUGAGUUGUUGUAGAAGGGAAAACAGCCUGUUACGAGUUUCAUCUUUCAGUAAAGAAACACCCGAGGAUUGUAGACAGACAAGUCUUCAGUUGUUCCACCAGGUCUCUGUUAGCCAAAUAAAACUAUUUCUAAUACAAUGUGAACUUCA